AUGCCAACGUGGAGGGUGAAACAACGCGCAAAAUUGUACAUGGGUAUGUUGGCAUUGGCUGUUGUCGCCCUCUUGGGCUUUGUCUCUUUCUCUUCUGCUGCUGAUACUGUUACUGUAACCAAGCAAGCUUAUUUCGAUAUCAGCAUUGGAGGAAAGCCUGCCGGAAGAAUCGUUAUUGGACUUUUCGGAAAUGAUGUUCCAAAAACCGCCGAUAACUUCCUUCAACUCGCUACUGGCUCCAAGGGAUACGGAUACAAGGGCAGCAAAUUCCACAGAGUCAUCAAGGAGUUCAUGAUCCAAGGAGGAGAUUUCACUCGUGGAGACGGAACUGGAGGAAAAUCCAUCUACGGAGAACGUUUCAAUGAUGAGAACUUCUCUCUUCAACAUUAUGGAGCUGGAUGGUUAUCGAUGGCCAAUGCUGGACCUGACACUAACGGUUCUCAAUUCUUCAUUACCACAGUUAAGACCCAAUGGCUUGAUGGCCGUCAUGUUGUCUUCGGAAAAAUAAUCAAGGGAAUGGAAGUCGUGAAAGCUAUCGAAGCUACUGAGACCAGACCAGGAGAUAGACCAGUAAAGGAUGUUGUUAUCACCGACUCCGGAGAGAUCACAACUGAUGUCCCAUUCGAGACUGCCAAAGAACCAGUCGUUUAA
This is a messenger RNA of Auanema sp. JU1783, 651 nucleotides long. The record is from the annotation of a GenBank genome assembly. Lineage: Eukaryota; Metazoa; Nematoda; Chromadorea; Rhabditida; Rhabditidae.